CGUGCCAUUUUGGCCGUUACGAGUAAACAUAUCACUCGCAAUUCGCUUUUACCUAAAGAUUUCACCGAUUCAAUGGCCGGAAAAAGUAGAAUUCUGUUCAUUGGAGGUACUGGAUACAUCGGAAAAUUCAUCGUCGAGGCUAGUGCUAAAGCUGGUCACGACACCUUUGUGUUGGUCAGAGAAUCCACACUUUCCAAUCCUACCAAAACCAAACUCAUUGAUACUUUCAAGAGUGUUGGUGUCACUUUCGUCCAUGGAGAUUUAUACGAUCAUGAGAGUUUGGUGAAGGCGAUAAAGCAGGUGGACGUUGUGAUUUCAACUGUAGGUCAUGCCCUGUUAGCUGAUCAGGUCAAGAUCAUUGCUGCUAUCAAGGAAGCUGGUAAUGUCAAGAGAUUCUUUCCUUCUGAAUUUGGGAAUGAUGUAGACCGUGUCCACGCUGUUGAGCCUGCUAAAACAGCAUUCAAAACCAAAGCUCAAAUUCGCCGUGCUAUUGAGGCUGAAGGAAUACCAUUCACUUAUGUGGCCAACUUCUUUUUUGCUGGUUAUUUUCUUCCAAAUUUAGCACAGCCUGGAGCUUCAGGUCCUCCUACAGACAAAGUUGUCAUCUUAGGAGAUGGCAAUACUAAAGCUGUUUUUAACAAGGAAGAAGACAUUGCUACCUAUACCAUCAAGGCUGUUGAUGAUCCAAAAACACUGAACAAAAUACUUUACAUUAGGCCACCACAUAAUAUAAUUACACUAAAUGAGGUUAUAUCGUUGUGGGAGAAGAAAAUCGGAAAGAACCUUGAAAGAGUAUACGUACCCGAGGAACAAGUUCUCAAGAACAUACAAGAAGCCUCGUUUCCAUUGAACGUGAUAUUAUCGAUCUCUCACACUGCUUUUGUGAAGGGUGACCACACUAAUUUUGCAAUUGAACCGUCAUUUGGAUUGGAGGCAUCAGAGGCUUAUCCUGAUGUUAAAUAUACCCCAGUAGAUGAGAUUCUCAACCAAUAUGUGUGAAUAUUUAGAGUUCCUUGCUGUUAAGCAUAUGUAGCUUCCUACCUUUCUGUGAUGUACAAUGUUUGUUUUCAGUUUUAAUUCAUUUGAGAUAUUUCUACAUAGGUACACACCUUUUGGAUGUAUUUGCUUUGAAAAUGCAUGCCUCCUAGUUUCAAGCAGAACAUCUGGGUUGUCUGUUGCUGGGCUUGGUUUUUGGGAAGAUUUGUUUUCUCAGCUAAUUUCUAUGUAUUCUGUGGCAUCCUUUUUUUA
Nicotiana tabacum (common tobacco) is the source of this 1248-nucleotide messenger RNA. Its product is annotated as isoflavone reductase homolog. Lineage: Eukaryota; Viridiplantae; Streptophyta; Magnoliopsida; Solanales; Solanaceae. The record is from RefSeq and is a predicted model, not a curated record. Gene Ontology annotation, molecular function: oxidoreductase activity.